This is a messenger RNA of Stereum hirsutum FP-91666 SS1, 375 nucleotides long. RefSeq names its product 40S ribosomal protein S20. Gene Ontology annotation, biological process: translation. Gene Ontology annotation, molecular function: structural constituent of ribosome. Lineage: Eukaryota; Fungi; Basidiomycota; Agaricomycetes; Russulales; Stereaceae. The coding region runs from base 1 to 375 and encodes 124 amino acids. The record is from RefSeq and is a predicted model, not a curated record. Gene Ontology annotation, cellular component: ribosome; cytosolic small ribosomal subunit. The transcript has 4 exons.
AUGAGUUACGUCGCUAAGGGUGAAAAAGAAUACGAUGCGACCGGUGCCCCCGUGCCCGCCGCGAAGUUGCACAAAAUCCGCAUCACGCUCACUAGCAGCAAUGUGCGCAACUUGGAGAAGUUCUCCAACGACUUGAUUAACCGUGCCAAGGACAAGCAGCUCCGUGUGAAGGGCCCCGUUCGUCUCCCCACCAAGGUCUUGAAGAUCACUACCCGUAAGACUCCUUGCGGUGAGGGUUCGAAGACCUGGGACCGUUACGAGCUCAAGAUCCACAAGCGUUUGAUUGACCUCCACUCCUCCAGCGAGAUCGUCAAGCAGAUCACCAGCAUCAGCUUGGAGCCCGGUGUCGAGGUCGAGGUCACCAUCUCUGCUUAA